AUGUCCGCGCAGAACCCCGCCGAGGGCGGCAACUCCUUCCUCUCCGCCGUGUACGCCGCCAAAUCGCCCCAAGAGCUGCAGGGCGUAUACAACGACUGGGCCGCAUCUUACGACACCGACCUCGACUCGCUCGGCUACACCGCCCCGCAGAAGGCCGCCGACGUGCUCGCCUCCGUCCUCCCUCCUACACCCGAGACGCGAAUCCUCGACGCAGGGUGCGGCACGGGUCUCGUCGGCUCCGCCCUGUCUCGGCACGGGUACCGACACAUUGAUGGCGCGGACCUGUCCCCGGGCAUGCUGAGACAGGCGCAGAAGACGGGCGCCUACGAGAACCUGAACGAGGUGGAUCUCUCAAAACCCCUCGAGGGCACGGACUACGAUGCGGUCAUUUGCGUCGGCACGCUGACGGAGGGACAUGUCGGUCCCGAGGCGCUCGAGCACUUCGCGGACGCUGUCAAGACCGGAGGAUAUGUUGUUGCAACGGUGCUGGGCACGAUUUGGGAGCCGCGGUAUCGCGAGUUUGUGGAUGGACUUGUGAAGCGGGGGAAAGUGAGGGUCGUUAGCCAGGACGAGACGGAGUACAGGCCCGGAUUCCCUAUCAAGCUGAGGGUUGUUGUGCUGCAGCGGACGAAGUGA
Trichosporon asahii var. asahii CBS 2479 is the source of this 636-nucleotide messenger RNA. RefSeq lists its product as uncharacterized. Bases 1 to 636 code for a protein of 211 amino acids. The record is from RefSeq and is a predicted model, not a curated record. The transcript has a single exon. NCBI's taxonomy places the organism in Eukaryota, Fungi, Basidiomycota, Tremellomycetes, Trichosporonales, Trichosporonaceae.